AUGCUUCACACUCUGCAGAAUCUGAGAGAGAAAGUGGAUCAAUCUGAAAGAGAGCAACUCUCUGUACAGCUCAGUGUGAAGGACAGCAGAGCACAGGUCCAGAACAUCAUGAGUGAGCUACACAGACUGCAGGCCCAGAGGAACUUAUGUUUGGAGGAGGUCAGGGUUCUGCACGGGCAACAGUGUGUAAGCCGCAGCGUGUCUGUUCUGGAGAGGGAAGAGAUGGACAGACUGCUGGAAAAUGCCAAAUCUGAGCUGUUCUCAGAACAGCGGCGUUUCAGGCACACACUGGACUCUAUGCAGGAGAGGCUGGAUGAGGUGAAUCAGGAACUGGAGCAGAGAGAGGAGGACAGCAGGAGCCUCCAGGAGAAAUACAGUGAGCUGGAGAAGCAGCUGCUUCAUGCCAUCAGAGAAAAAGAACAGAUAAAACUGGCCUCACAGAAGCAUCUAGAACAACAAGUGAAGCGUUUUGGGGCACUGGAGAGAAUUGUUGCCCAAAAGGAAUUGCUUUUGCAAGGUACACAAGAAGCGAAGGAAGGCCUUCUUCUGGAGCUCUGUUCACUAAGAGAGGAGCACAGCUUAAACCUGAGAGAAAUGCAGAACAGAACUAAAAAAGACAUGGAGCAAGAGAUUGAGAAACUGACAUUGCAGUUAACCAAAAGCCACAAAGAGGAGCUUCAAAAUGUGUGUAAGCAGGCGGAUGAGUUGAGGUCAGCUACUCUCAGUGACCAAGCUCAGAUUCACAAACAAAGCCUGGACUCCUUACACAACUGCAUCAAGAUGAAAGAUGAGGAGGUGAAGCAACUAAAACAGGCUCUAAAGCAGCGCGAGGAGAAGAUGAGAAGGCAACAAGAGGAAUUCAGAAGAGAGACUGAGGAAAAGAUUGUAAAGGCUGUGAGUCAAGAGAAAAGGAAGUGUGAGGAACAGAGAGAGAAGGCUCUCCAAGAGCAGCGUUACGCUCUAGAGCAGAAAAUAGAGGAUGCAGUGAGGAGAGGGAGAACAGAAUUGGACAAAGAGAGAAAAAACACUCUGGCAUUACAAAGUAAACUGACUGAACUUCAGAAGGAGGCAGAGAAGGAGGCUAUGUGUCUUAAGCAAACUUUGCAGAGCUCUGAAAAGGAGCUUCAGGAGCUUAGGACAGCACUCCGAGAGAAAGAGCAAAAGCAGCAGAGAAGAACCGCCAGACAUGAGCAGCAGAGCAGACGCUGGGCUCAGGACAUACAUGCUGAGUGUGUUCACUUGCAGGAGCUGCUGAAACACCAUGGCCUGACUGUGGAAAGCACACACUCAUCAGACAGUUCUACAGUGAGUUCAGCUCUUCAGACGCUGCAGUCUCUCGCAAAGUCCCUACAGCAGUAUAUCAGUGAUCUAAAAACUGAGCUCAGUACACAGAUACGCGCUGCACUGCAGAUAAGCAGAGAAAAGGAGCAAGAGCUGCGUGUACAGAAAGAGCAGCUGAUUGAGGAAAAGGAAAGAGCGCUGGCUGCUCUGAAAGAGAAACUCAUACAGGCGCACAUUGAGGAGAUGAGCAGUCUAUCUCGUGGUCAGCUGCUCAUGAAGAAUGAUGAAGAUGUGGAUGGACAGUGUGUUCGUCUGCACAGACAGCUGAAGGCUAAAGAUGAGGAGCUCAGACAGGUGCACAGCAGCAUGGCUCAGUGGAAAGACAAAACCACUGCCAGAAUCGCACACAAGUUUGAGCUGGAGCUCAAUGCAGAGCUGGAGAGGAGGGUCCCGACAUCCAAAGCAGAGCAACAGAAAAGAUUGGAGAGACUUGAGAAUGAGAUGAGACAUCUGACUGCUCAAUGCCAAGACCACAACAAAUCCCAGUUGACCUCGGCUGUUGUUCAGGGUGGCCCAGACUUACAAAAUUCCAGAAUCACUCAAGACUUGAGCACUUAUAAACUGCUGCGGCACCUCCAGAGUCGCAUUCGGCUCCUCCAGGCAGAGAGUCAGAGCCGCUGCCCCAGUCCAAUGAAGCGGGACAGGGAGAACACUGACCUGGGCGGAUCCUACUUAGACAUGAUUGCUCCAGCUCAGGAAAGCAGGAAAACUGAAGACUACCUACCAGCAAAGAGCAUCUCCAGUUAACAUUUGCUUUCAACUCUCUUAUACUACAACUUAUUCACCAGGUUGUUCAUUUUUAUUAGGAAACCAGAAAAUCACUUCUCCUCCUCGGAGCUCAGGUGGAACGUUCAAGUUCUGAAUGGACAGAAUUGACCACUUCACUGUAGACUGAUGUUUCAUUUAGGCCUGCUUAAAUCAAAGAAUGAACUGUAAUGGCAAUUGAAAUCUUGGCUUUUAAAAUGGACUUUAGAAUCAGUUGUGUUUGUGUUUAGGGCUGGGCGGUUAAUCGAAAUGAAAUCGCAAAGCUGCAAUUGUCAUGCACAUCUUGUCAGUGAAGCAUGGUAUUGUCAAAAGCCAGAGGGUGCUCUCACAUGGAAACUACAAACAGCCUUGAAAAAGAAAAACAGGAAAUCCUGAUUUAACUGCUUUCAUUGAUUCAGCGUGACUAAUAAUCACAUGGCUGCGUAAUCAUCUCAUGGGAGCAUUUGCUUCAAAUGCUCCACUUAAGUUAUAAAGUGAGUUUUUGUAUGUGGUAUUUAUUUACUACUACAAAAGCUCUUUUAUGCCCUUCACUCGCUAACUUCCUUCAGUCACAUUGACUCAGAUGAAUGUCAUUGAUUACGUUACACUAGUGUCCACUACUGGCGGAACAUCUGAAUGGGUUUAAAUGGAAUGCCCUAAACCUUUUAGCACUUGAAAUCUACUAUGAAAACCACUGUGAAUGCUGAUGUUGCAACGUCACAAACACAUUGCAUUGUGGGACAUACACUACCUGACAAAAGUCUUGUCACUUAUCCAAGUUUUAGGAACAACAAAUAAUAACUUGACUUCUAGUUGAUCAUUUCAUCGUAUCAGAAGUGGCUUAUAUGAAAGGCAAAGGCCUCUAGAUUAUGCUUAUUUUAUCAAAAUGAAACAUGAUCAUGUCUUGAUUUUUAAUUAUUUAAUUAGGACAGUAAGGUCUGACUUUACUUUGACAAAAGUCUUGUCACUUAACAUAAAUAAUGUACAGUAUAGACCAUAAAUUCAUGGUGCCAUGGAAAAAGAAUUAAUAUUGUGUAUGACUUGGAUAAAGUCAUCUGGAAUGACAAAUAAAGCGUUCUUGCAGGACUCCCAGUGUUCAUCAAGAUUCUUUGGAUUCAUCUUCAAUUCACCUCCUUCAUCUUACCCGAGACAUGCUCAAUAAUGUUCACCUCUGGUGACUGGGCUGGCCAAUCCUGGAGCACCUUAACCUUUAUUUCUUUCAGGAACUUUGAUGUGGAAACCAAAGAAUCAGGAGCGUUAUCCUGGUAAAGAAUUUGCCCUCUCCUGUGGUUUGUAAUGUAAUGGGCAGCACAAAUGUCUUGAUACCUCAGGCUGUUGAUGUUGCCAUCCACUCACCAGAUCACUUGCAUGCCCUUAUACUGAAUGUAACCACAAACCAUGAUUUUUCCUUCACCAAACUUGAUUGAUUUCUCUGAGAAUCUUGGGUCCAUGAAGGUUCCAAUAGGUCUUCUGUAGUGUUUGUGAUGAUUGAGAUGCAGUUCAACACAUGAUCCAUCAGAAAAAUCUACCUUCUGCCACUUUUCCAAAUGAUCAACUAGAAGUCACAUUAUUAUUUGUUGCUCUUACAACUGGGAUCGAUGACAAGACUUUUGUCAGGUAGUGUAUAGGUGCUGGAGUGUACAUAUGAAGUAAAAUCGCUCCCUCUAUCAACACUGAGGGAUCGAGGAUCUAUCCAUGUGAACUUUCCUCAUCCACUUCAAGUGGAACUCACUUUAAAAUGGCAGCAUGGGUUUUCCCAAGGAGAAGUGCACGAUUGCAUAUCUAAAAGUGGAGUUGUCUGCUGUCAGUAUCACAUAAUGAUUAUAUCGAUGUCUAUGUCGUCUGAUUAAAUCAUAUUCAGGGCAUCACAGUUGCGCAGUGGGUAGCACAAUUCCCUUACAGCAAGAAGGUUGCUGGUUCGAGCCUCGGCUGGGUCAGUUGGCAUUUCUGUGUUAAGUUUACAUGUUCUCCCCGUGUUCGCAUGGGUUUCCUCCGGGUGCUCCGGUUUCCCCCACAGUCCAAAGGUGAAUUGGGUAAGCUAAAUUGUCCAUAGUGUAUGUGUGAAUGAGUGUGUAUGGAUGUUUCCCAGUGAUGGGUUGCAGCUGGAAGAGCAUCCGUUGCGUAAAACAUGCUGGAUAAGUUGCAGGUUCAUUGUGCUGUGGCGACCACUGAUAAAUGAAGGGUCUAAGCCGAAAAGAAAAUGAAUGAAUGAAAAAAAUUCUACUUCAAUUUUGAAUGUGAUUUUUGCGUAGCUUGUCAGUGAACCGACUCUGAAAUACAUGCAAAUGCUGCUCCAUCUGAAAGCAACCUCCAGUUUUACUGACAAAAUGUGAAUAUUAAUCGCUCAAAUGCAAACAAUGCAGGAUGUGAUGUCUAAUGAUUUCUCUUAGAAGAGCUAAUCAUCGUAAAAUGAAAAAAAAAAAUCUUGAAAU
This is a messenger RNA of Danio aesculapii, 4517 nucleotides long. RefSeq names its product trichohyalin. The transcript has 16 exons. Lineage: Eukaryota; Metazoa; Chordata; Actinopteri; Cypriniformes; Danionidae. The coding region runs from base 1 to 2088 and encodes 695 amino acids. The record is from RefSeq and is a predicted model, not a curated record.